AAGCGGGUAUAAAACCUCCGCUGCGAGCUGAUGCAACACUGGAAGAUGGUGAUAGAAGCCUCGUUGUGAGAAAAAGCAAGAUACUGAAAGCUGCUUAUCUACCCUAGAUGAUCUCGCCUUAUCGAAAAAUCUGAUUCUUAUUCCAACCAAUUAGGUAACUGAGUAUGCCAGUUGUCAGAGCCCUGAGUAAGGUGGCGAAGCAGGCCCUGCUGGCCCCCGCCUGUGGAUGCCAGCCUCUGGUCGUGGCAAUACGCAACAUCAGCUUCUCCCCACGUCAGGUCACCUCCGGGUCAGAUGCCAGCUUUCACUCAAGGUCCUUCUCUGAGACGGACCACCCCAAAGUUCUUAUUACAGGUGGCCUUGGGCAACUGGGGGUUGGGCUUGCUAAACUAUUAAGGAAACAAUUUGGAAAAAAUAAUGUGAUCCUCUCAGAUAUCAGGAAACCACCAAGCAAUGUCUUUCACAGUGGUCCCUUCAUCUACUCUGACAUUCUGGACUACAAGAACUUGCGAGAGAUUGUAGUAAAUAACAGGAUCACCUGGUUGGUGCAUUACAGUGCUCUUCUAAGUGCUGUUGGGGAAGCUAAUGUACCGCUGGCACGAGCAGUCAACAUCACAGGUCUACACAACAUUCUAGACAUUGCAGCAGAACACGGGCUUCGGCUAUUUGUCCCCAGCACCAUUGGUGCUUUUGGACCCACUUCACCUCGGAAUCCCACUCCUGACCUCUGUGUGCAGAGACCACGAACAAUUUAUGGUGUUUCCAAAGUCCAUGCUGAGCUAAUGGGGGAGUACUACCAUCACCGUUAUGGCCUUGACUUCCGCUGUCUGCGGUACCCUGGCAUCAUCUCUGCAGACUCUCAGCCCGGUGGUGGCACAACAGACUAUGCUGUUCAAAUUUUCCAUGACGCCGUCAAGACUGGCAAGUUUGAGUGCAACCUAAAGUCAGACACACGGCUGCCCAUGAUGUACAUCGAUGACUGUUUGCGGGCCACGCUGGAGGUAAUGGAGGCUCCAGCAGAAACGCUCAGUAUGCGCACCUACAACAUCAAUGCCAUGAGCUUCACUCCUGAGGAACUCGCCUUGGAGGUCCAGAAACAGCUGCCUGACCUGCAGGUCACAUAUGAGAUCGACCAUGUGCGACAGGCCAUCGCUGACAGUUGGCCCAUGAACUUUGAUGACAACAAUGCCCGCAAUGACUGGGGUUGGAAACAUGACUACGAUCUCCCGGAGUUGGUCCAGACAAUGCUCAACUUUAUCGGCUCAUACUCUCGACUCGCCCAUGCCAACUGAGUCUUUUCUUGGACGUUGAAAAUACGUACAUAUCAGAAAGAUUGAUAGCAACCUAGAAGAGAGAUCCAUCGUCUGUUAAUAGCCGUUUCCCUGUUCAAUUGUGUGUCAUCUGUAUAGACCGUUAUUGGCUAGCACAUGAUCAUGUAUAAUUGUAGAUUAUACCAAGGGGUGGGGUCUCUCUUGUUCUUGGUCAGAGUUGAAUUCCCUCUCUGGAAGGUUUCUAUCAGUGACCCACAUGUCUUUUGAAAGCUGAAUGGUAAAAGAGAUAAAAGGGAAUGGGUUUAAACCCUGGGUGAUUCUCUUGUGUACUGCUUUUAGUGGAAAAGGGAUCAUUGUGUCUGUCUCCAGGCAGAACAAACCAAACAUAAAUGAAAAUCCAACAAUGAAUGUGGCAGUCCUUAAAUUUUAAAGCCCUUAUUUUACUCAAUUCUGCUUUCAAGAUUUCUAUUUCACGAAUUCACUUUACUGUACUAUUUUGGAGGAAUACAAUUUAGAUAUGAGGCAAGAAGUUGAUGGCUGAAUUUAGACCAUCUGGUUUGAAAAUGUUUUAUGAUGAAGUCCAUAAGAAUUGUUUCUUUCAUUAAAGGAACCUGUUGAAAGCUGAAGCCUAUUAAGAAAACGGCCAAAAACAGUCUAUGGAUUAAACGGGUUAGGUCCAAAGAGGAAGUAAGGGUCAUCAUGAUAAUUUAUGUUAUCGUAUCCCUCUUGGCUGCUUUUAUUUAUUCAGUUCUGCUCUCAAGCAAAUUUAAUUUAAUCCUGCAAGAUCUGGUCUUGCUUGGCAUGAUUGCUGUAUACAUUAUUAACGUCACAUUUUGUAAAAUGCAUUUUUUCCUCCCAAGUCUUUCAAUUGCUCACAUGGAAUAUAGUAUCCCAAAUGAAGGGGAGAGU
This is a messenger RNA of Xyrauchen texanus (razorback sucker), 2180 nucleotides long. Its product is annotated as L-threonine 3-dehydrogenase, mitochondrial-like. The coding region runs from base 165 to 1292 and encodes 375 amino acids. Gene Ontology annotation, molecular function: L-threonine 3-dehydrogenase activity. Gene Ontology annotation, biological process: L-threonine catabolic process. NCBI's taxonomy places the organism in Eukaryota, Metazoa, Chordata, Actinopteri, Cypriniformes, Catostomidae. The record is from RefSeq and is a predicted model, not a curated record. The transcript has 9 exons.